AACAACAGAAACGUGAUGGGAUGGCAACUGCGGGUUGAUUUGGAAGCCAUUAGAACCAAUAAUCUUUUAGUCACAAGUUCACAGCCCCACCAUUUCUGUUUAAUCUGUAAUUCGUAUGAAGACUCGCUUCUCUCUUUGUCAGAGAUUCAGGCAUUGGAGAAUUUUCCUAUGAAGACUCGCUUUUCUCUCUCAUUUUCUCUGUGUUUCUUCCUCCUCCUCCUCCUCCCUCGACCUUCCCAUUCUUCCUGGUUCGGCGACCAGAAGAGGCCCGGAUCGUUGCUUAGAUUGAAAAAUGGAGGCUUUUCUGCCGCAUUUGACCCCACGAGGGUCACUCAGCUCUCGUGGCGUCCUAGGGCUUUUCUGUACAAGGGCUUUUUAACAGAUGAGGAGUGUGAUCAUCUCAUCAAUCUGGCUAGGGAUAAACUGGAGAAAUCUAUGGUGGCAGAUAACGAGUCGGGUAAAAGUAUAGAGAGCAAAGUGCGAACAAGCUCUGGCAUGUUUCUUGAAAAAGCUCAGGAUGAUGUAGUAGCUAGUAUUGAGGCAAGGAUUGCAGCUUGGACCUUCCUUCCAGUAGAAAAUGGGGAGUCCAUUCAAAUACUGCAUUAUGAGCACGGUCAAAAGUAUGAGCCACAUCAUGAUUUCUUUCAAGACAAGGUGAAUCAAGCGCUGGGUGGCCACCGAGUUGCCACCGUCUUGAUGUAUUUGUCUAAUGUUGAGAAGGGUGGAGAAACGGUCUUUCCCAACUCAGAGGAAAAAAUGUCUCAAUCAAAGGAUGAUAGCUGGUCUGACUGUGCUAAAUCUGGCUAUGCAGUGAAAACCAGGAAGGGUGAUGCAUUGCUGUUCUUCAGUCUUUUUCCUGAUGCAACUACAGAUGAAAACAGCUUGCAUGGGAGCUGCCCAGUCAUUGAGGGCGAGAAGUGGUCUGCGACAAAGUGGAUCCACGUCAGGUCGUUUGACAAAGCAGUAGCAUCGGACGAUGGGGAUUGUGUAGAUAAGAAUGACAACUGCCCUACUUGGGCAAAAUUGGGUGAGUGUGAGAAGAACCCUCGCUAUAUGGUGGGUUCCGAGGGAUAUAGUGGAAAUUGUAGGAAGAGUUGCAACGUCUGCUCUUCAUAGACGUCCUCUCCCUUCAUUGAUUCAUAAUUGUAUACAGAGUUUCAUGCAUAGGAUGUACAUACGUUGA
Messenger RNA from Tripterygium wilfordii, 1183 nucleotides. Its product is annotated as probable prolyl 4-hydroxylase 7. Gene Ontology annotation, cellular component: endoplasmic reticulum. Bases 16 to 1116 code for a protein of 366 amino acids. Gene Ontology annotation, molecular function: L-ascorbic acid binding; iron ion binding; procollagen-proline 4-dioxygenase activity. Lineage: Eukaryota; Viridiplantae; Streptophyta; Magnoliopsida; Celastrales; Celastraceae. Gene Ontology annotation, biological process: peptidyl-proline hydroxylation to 4-hydroxy-L-proline. The record is from RefSeq and is a predicted model, not a curated record. The transcript is spliced from 8 exons.